Nicotiana tabacum (common tobacco) is the source of this 833-nucleotide messenger RNA. NCBI's taxonomy places the organism in Eukaryota, Viridiplantae, Streptophyta, Magnoliopsida, Solanales, Solanaceae. The record is from RefSeq and is a predicted model, not a curated record.
UUUUCAAAAAUAUUUUGAAGAAUCGAGGCAUACCGAGUUAUGUGAUCAAGCGUCUCCCCACGUCUACGGAUAAACCACGUCAGUUCCCCUGCUAGUCCAUAAACUGCACCACCAUUUUGAUUUCCCACAAUUUCUUCCUCUUUUCCUCCAAAACACUCAAACUUGAAUUUUCUCACUAAUUUUUUUUCUCUUAUUCUUCGUUCGACGCUGAUGUCGUUGAAGCUCCAGCAUCAGUAUCCUCCUUGCUCUAGUUCUUUUAGUUCAUGGCCUUCAGUUAAAGCAGUGAGAAACUAUUAUUUCAACAGGAAAGUAGUAGGAUUGGAUCACCUGAUAUACAAUCAAUGCAAUACAAGGAGAAGAUGCCAAACAAAACUUUAUUUGUUACAGGGUGGAAAUCGUGAUCUUAACCGCACAUCACCCGAUUCUAGGAAACAUAGGAUUACUCCUCGAACAUCAAGAAUACUACACCUAUUGCCUUUUGCUUCUGCUGAGGAUGGGGUGUCAGUUAAUGGCAGUCCCGGACCAUCUACUAGCAGUGAUAUGGAGGAAAUGAGACUAAAACUAGAUCUAUCUAUGCAAGGUGAAGAGAUCGGUUCUGGACUUGUCCAGUCACUGCAUGAUGCUGCUAGAGUAAUAGAGUUGGGAAUUAGACAACAAGGCUCAUUAUCCAGGGUAUCGUGGUUUUCAACUGCCUGGUUGGGCGGUGAUAGAACUGCGUGGAUCAAGGUGUUAUCUUAUCAGGCAUCUGUAUAUUCUCUACUGCAAGCAGCAAAUGAGAUUUCAUCUCGAGGAGAUGAAAGAGAUAAUGAUAUCAACAUUUUCACGCAGAGAAG